AUGUUCGUUAAUGGACUUCGUGUUCGGUUGUUGGGGUUAGGUUUCUUCAGAAGUACCAUGACUAUCGAGAUCACGACUUCGUAUGCUCGUGAAUUGUACUGGACGGAUUCGUCUAAAAGAAAAGGUACAGUAAAAAGGGCUUCGUCGAAGGUGCGCCUCUCCGGCUGGCCAUUGCGUGCACAGAAGUCCAAGGACGCGUUUGGUUAUUUGCGUACUAGGUUUGCCAGGUCCUGCGGUCGUCUCGCCGCCCAACGGUCGUUCCGAGAGACGCGCCUGUUCGGCUGGGCCAGCCCACCGCACCUCGGCUAG
This is a messenger RNA of Gryllus bimaculatus (two-spotted cricket), 309 nucleotides long. The record is from the annotation of a GenBank genome assembly. Lineage: Eukaryota; Metazoa; Arthropoda; Insecta; Orthoptera; Gryllidae.